Aspergillus aculeatus ATCC 16872 is the source of this 1971-nucleotide messenger RNA. RefSeq lists its product as uncharacterized. The transcript has 4 exons. The coding region runs from base 1 to 1971 and encodes 656 amino acids. NCBI's taxonomy places the organism in Eukaryota, Fungi, Ascomycota, Eurotiomycetes, Eurotiales, Aspergillaceae. The record is from RefSeq and is a predicted model, not a curated record.
AUGCACGAGCUAGCCGGAGACCUCGCCAAGGCCUUGGAUAUCUACGAUCUCAAUCACGAGUUCAUUCGGGAUAUUGUCAAGGCUCUCCCAGAGCUGCUAAAAGCUUUUGCACUAAGUCUAGGCCAAGCAUCCCCCAGUCAAAUCCAGCGUGAUAUUAUGGUAUUCAUUCACCAAAAUCGACGAAAGAUUGCAGCCAUGUUUGAGCAAGCUCUCCUCGCACGCGGUAGUGAAUUUCUGAAGCAGCACUCCCCUAAAGCGAGGUCUGUGGACGAUACAAUGUGGUUCGGGGGUCAGCAGAAUGAUGAGGCGUUACAAGGCAUGAGCCUCCCUCAUCGUAAACUCGCAGAUCGCCGCAAAAGCCGCAUGAAGCAGAGUGAAACCGCCAAGUCCGGCGAAGACACAACCACUCCGAACAACGAUUCUGAGGCUGGCAGCAAUCGCUCGCAAAUGCAGAACUAUCUGCUCUUAAUCCAGGCUAGUCCUGCAUAUCCGCUGCUGUUGAAGAGGAUUCGACGUGAGCGUAUGAUCGCACUGCCAGAACCAAGAUCUGGAGCCGGGAUCCGCGAAACAAUUCUUGAGGCUCUACUUAAGACUGAACGGAUUAGUAGAAGAGCCCCCAGUCAGACGUUCAAUGUCGCACUCAAGACGUAUUGGGAUCCAGUCAUUUUCAUGGAGGAGCAGCGGUAUGAAGAGACAGCAGACUACGCAUUUGAGAGAGUUAUUACAACAACCGGCUGCUUUUCUUCAGCACAGGCCUUGACCAUUUGGGAAUAUAUGGACCAGACGUGGCCUUGCACAGGUUGCGAAGUAUUGAGCCUGGUGAAGACAACUGUAACCAAGGGGGUCAAGGAAUCUGUUACCCUUGUGGACGGUACUCGAGUCACUUGUACCCGAGGCACAUUUACAGAGGAACGGUCAUCGCGCCAAAUGCUCUUCGAAAUUCGCGGAACGGGACCCGCCAUUGCAGAGAUUGGCGAGCAGGUAGCAUGGAUGGCCUCCGCGUUGCGGACCUGUCCUUCGGAAGGGACGGUUGCCCAUGGCAAGCUUAUAGUUCAUACUACCAGGCCCCGGAACGGUGAUCACAAUCCACAAGCAGCUUUUCUAUUUGAACUCACAGUUGAACUCAGGGAGAGUAUCAAGAGCAUGGAGCCCCUUAACGGGCAGUGCUGGCACAGAUUGAUGGCGAGUCCAGUGGUAGUGGAAGGUUUCCCAAUCCGUCGGCGACCCUCGCACGCGUCCGAGGGUCUCGAAAUACCGCUAGGCAUGCUAGCUCAGCUGGUUGAUACGACUCGAGUAUCCCGAUUUGACCAAAAGACACUCUUGAAGGGGUUUACCAGCAUGGCGAUUGUGACUGGCUAUUCCCAGAAUGUUGUCUCAUGGCAUCUCACUCAGGAGAACCAGGGCCGUCAACAGGGUGCGAGCUACAGCAUUGGAAAUACCGGACUACCACACACUAUUGAGGAGGAAGAGCUUUUCAGUACCUGCGCGCUCUCUGCAGGCCCAAUAUUCGCAGACGGCACACGCCCUGUCCUAGGGCAAAGAGACAUUAGAGCACCACGAUCGUCAUUCAUUAAGAAGAUGAAAUGGCUCUUUCAAAAAUACGUUGUUCUAUGGGAUGAGGCGGAGCAAAGAGGAUGGCUGGUUAACGGAGCUAGCGCUCUGCUACAUCUUAUCCGAGCAUCGAUCUAUGAACACCGCUGUGCUGGUGCACCGGAGGCCGCUCGCCAUUUGCAUGAGGACCAGCUACACGAAGCCAAACGGCCGUAUCAAUGGGACUCAGCGUUCCAACUGCUAGUUCAUCCGAUCAAUCGCAAAAUAAACAUGUCCGGGAGCGGAGAGAAUCCGAUUACGUUUCAAGACCGUGCUGAAGAUUACUUUACCUUGCUAGAACAGGCAAUAGACAUUCGGCUCAGAGCCACAAGUCGGCACGGCCCGGCUGGUAAACAACCAAGGUCGGUGCUGGACAGGUGA